AUGCCAUCCCCUUCCUCGUCCGCCGCCACGGUCACGCUCUCGACCUUCUCGCCUCCCGCCGCGACGGUUCUGCUCGUCCUCGCGCAGCUCACCGUGCACGGCGUUAUCCCCCACGUCAGCGCCAGUCUAGCCCUCGGCACCGCGACGACGCUUGCGCGCAACGUCUACCUACUCGCGUGGGCGGCUACGGAUCUAGAGAUCCAGCUGAACUCGGUGGAGCGCCUGCAGAUUUACCACGAAGGUAUCCCGCGGGAAGACCAAAAGGGCCCUUGGGUGGACGAGCAAGAGCGCGAAAAUGAGUUGGAGAACUGGCCGGAGAAUAACACCAUUGACAUUAAAAAUGCAUAUCUCAAGUACAAGACGCGCAAGACGCCGGCCCUUGACAACGUCACCCUCGACGUUGGUCAAGGGCAAAAGGUUGGCCUUGUCGGUCGAACUGGCUCCGGAAAGUCUUCCUUGCUCUCAGCCAUCGCUCGCCUCGUCGACAUCAACGACGGCAGUAUAACAAUAGGCAACAUCAACACGGCCAAGAUCCCGCCUCGCCGCCUCCGCAGGGAUGUCAUCACGCUCCCGCAGGAGAGUCUCAUCUUCAAGGGUACGCUGCGGGAGAACCUGGACCCGUACAGUUGCCGCACAGACGGCGAGAUAUGGGAUGCGCUCGAAGCGACCCGAAUGAGCAGCGUAUUGCGCGCCAAGUACGGCACCGAGGCCCUUGCCCAGAACAUAUCGUCCGACGGUGCCGACUUGUCUGCCGGUCAGCGGCAGCUUAUCUGCGCUGCGCGAGUCCUUCUCGAGCGUCCCUCUGUUCUCCUGGUCGAUGAAGCUUCCGCCAAUGUCGACUUUACAUCCGACGAUGCCCUGCAGCGCGCCUGGCAGGCGCUGCCUGCCUCUACCACCAUGAUCACGAUUGCGCACCGCGCCAGCUCCCUGGCAUGGAUGGACCGCGUGCUGGUCAUGGACGGCGGGAAGCUCGUCGAGGACGGGAAGCCCCGCGAUCUGCUCGCCGGCCCCGACGGGUCUUCAUACUACCGAGCCGCCAUUGAAAAGGACGGAUCCAAGGCCGUCGAAGCGGCGCUGCAAGUUGCUGUGACGUGGGAUGCCAAGAAGCAGGGCACCAGUACAUGA
This is a messenger RNA of Akanthomyces muscarius, 1125 nucleotides long. RefSeq lists its product as uncharacterized. Gene Ontology annotation, cellular component: membrane. The record is from RefSeq and is a predicted model, not a curated record. NCBI's taxonomy places the organism in Eukaryota, Fungi, Ascomycota, Sordariomycetes, Hypocreales, Cordycipitaceae. Gene Ontology annotation, biological process: transmembrane transport. The transcript has 4 exons. Gene Ontology annotation, molecular function: ATPase-coupled transmembrane transporter activity; ATP binding; ATP hydrolysis activity. The coding region runs from base 1 to 1125 and encodes 374 amino acids.